AGCGCCCGCAUCCCCCCCCCCCCCGUGUAUCCCCUCUCCUCCUCAUCUCCCUCCACCACUCCUCUUCCCUGUGCUCGCGAUUCUGCGUGGAGCCGCGCUACACUACCGCCACGCACGUUCCGCGCUCCGGACCCAUUCGCUUUGAGUUCCCGACACAUCAUCAUCAUCAUCAGGGGCUCCGCGGACCCCCGCGGAAGGGACGUGACGUGACGAUCCCUGUCAGGGGAGAGUUCUAAGUUGGGGUUCGGGAGGAGUGGGGGGGUUCCGUGCUCCCCCUAACUCCCCGGCGUUGCCCCGUGAAGCCAGGCUGGGGGUACCGGGGGGUCCGGCGCCACUGGGGUUCGCGCGGGGCCCUGGGCCCCCUACUCGCCCGGGGAGAGCGGGGCCCGAGGCCAUGGAGGGGGCCCCACCGACCCCUGCUACCCCGGCGACCCCCUCGGCCCCGCUGGGGCUCAGAGCGAUCUACCAGGAGUGCCGGCGGGCCUACCCCGACCAACCGAAUCCCCUGCAGGUGACUGCCAUCAUCAAGUACUGGCUCGGGGGUCCGGACCCCCUGGACUACGUCAGCAUGUACCGCAGCGCGGGGGACCGCGCCAGGGGGGUCCCCGAGCACUGGCACUACGUCACCAUGGGGCUGUCCGACCUGUACGGGGACGGGCGUGCACACGAGAGGGGGGCCCCCGAGGAGCUGAGUGGCUUCGGCUUCGAGCUGACGUUCCGCGUCAGGAGGGAGGUGGGGGAGAGCGCCCCGCCCACGUGGCCCGCAGAGCUUCUGCAGGGCCUGGCGAGAUACGUCUUCCAGUCUGAGAACACGCUGUGCGCGGGGGACCACGUGUCGUGGCACGUGCCGCUGGACGGCUCCGAGUCGCGCCUGCAGCACAUGCUGGUGGCGCCUGAGCCGCAGCUGCAGCCCCUGCGCAGCCCCCUCGGGACCCUCUCCUUCCUGCAGGUGGUGGGGGUCUGCGCCGAGGAGAUGCGGGCGGCACAGCAGUGGAACGGCCUGGGGGUCCUGGAGCUGCUGUCGUCUGUGCCGGGAGCGGGGGGCCCCUGGCUGGUGACGGACAUGCGGCGCGGGGAGUCGGUGUUCGAGUUGGAGCCGCGCUCGGCGGAGCGCGUGGAGCGCGGCGUGGAGGCGGAGGGCUCCAACCUGAGCGGGGUGAGCGCUCGCUGCGCAUGGGAGGAGGAGGGGGGUGGCGCGGGCGUGGCCGGGGGGGGGCACAACCUUCACCUCCACCACCACCCCGACUACAACCACCAGGGCCACCACCACCCCGACUACAACCACCAUGGCCACCACCGCCACCACGACGAGGACGAGGACGACGACUCCAUCAUCCUCCCGGGCGGCGGAGGAGACACGUGCGGCGUUGGGGGCGCGGGGGGCUGCGCGGAGGAGCGGUUCGCGUGCCCCGGGCCCCCCGGACCCCCCGGGCCCCACGGGCCCCACGGACCCCCCGCAUCCCCGGGCCUGGUGCCCCACGAGCUGGUGCGUGCCCGCAGGGUGGGCGCUGUCUGCCUCCAGCUCAACAUGGAGGCCGCACUGCUGGUGCCGCUUGCCCUGAGGGGCCGCAUCCUGCACGGGAGGCACUUCACGUUCAAGUCGGUGUCGGGCCUCGUGGCGCUGACGCUCGUGUCCAGCGCGGUGCACGGGGCCCUCGUGCGCCCCUCCUGCCCCCACGCCGCACACGGCCCCUGGUUGCAGAUCCUCAUCCCGGAUGAGUUUGCGCGGAGGAUGCUGGGAGACAUGAGCGACCUCAUGAGCGAGCCCCACAAGCUGAAGCUGCCGCGUGAGUUCUCGUGGCCUGAUCGGAGGCUCCGCCUCCUCGUGCUGCCGGACGCCGACAUCGACAGCAUCAGCACCCCCCACUAGCCACGGCCCCCCACUCCAGAGCCCCCCCCACUAGCCACGACCCCUCACUGCAGGGCCCCCCACUGCAGGGCCCCCCACUCUCCACGACCUCCUACACUCCAGAGCCCUCCACUCUCAAGCCCCCCACUCUCUAAGAGUCUCCACACCUCAGGGUCCCCAAAUAUCCAAGCACCCCCCACCCCAAACACUCUCCAAGGCCCCCCACUCUCUAGGGUCCUCCACAAUCUUCAGUGCCCCCCACAUCCAUGCCCCCCUCCCCCCGGCUCACACCAGCCCCCCCUCCCCAACCAUCCAAGACCCCCCCCCCAUACUCCCCGGGGCCCCCUUCCUUGUGAGUAACAUGCGGUGCUGUACAUAGACUGUAAUUAAUAUAGACUGUAAUUAUAGACUGUACCUAUAGACUGUAUGUGAGUCUCGUUUCUCCUCUUCCUGUGUCUCUUGUCGCCAGUACCCAACCAGUAGUGGACCCUCCACGUUACUGUGACAGGACCAAGUAUGUUUGUUUUAUUUUUUAUUAAUUAACUCGUUAAGUCCCUGCACUGAGUGAUAUGGCCUUCAGGGGCGGUACUCGUUUUAGCGACCCCAAAGAGAUAAUGAUGAUGGUGGUGGUGAUGGCAGUGGUUUUGAUGAUGAUGGUAUUGAUGAUAAUGAUUGCAGUGAUGAUGAUGGUAGGGAUGAUGGUAGUGAUGAUGAUGAUGGUAGUGAUGGUGGCUCUAUUCAGGGCCGUCACUCUUGACCAAAGCGCACCGUCUGCCGUAGCUAUGAGGCGGACGUUAAAGACUCUGUGAUGACGACGUUAAAGACUCUGUGAUGACGUCGAUAAAGACUCUGUGAUGACGUCGAUAAA
This is a messenger RNA of Petromyzon marinus (sea lamprey), 2717 nucleotides long. It is a transcript of the gene SUFU, whose product is annotated as SUFU negative regulator of hedgehog signaling. NCBI's taxonomy places the organism in Eukaryota, Metazoa, Chordata, Hyperoartia, Petromyzontiformes, Petromyzontidae. Gene Ontology annotation, cellular component: cytoplasm; nucleus. The record is from RefSeq and is a predicted model, not a curated record. Gene Ontology annotation, molecular function: transcription factor binding.